This is a messenger RNA of Notodromas monacha, 2245 nucleotides long. Lineage: Eukaryota; Metazoa; Arthropoda; Ostracoda; Podocopida; Cyprididae. The record is from the annotation of a GenBank genome assembly.
AGUUCAAAAUGCAGUGGUUAAAAAAAGUUGUGAUAUUUUUGUGUGCUGUGACCAUUGCCAAAAGCCAACAGACAGUGAGCAGAAGGCAAAGUGCUGAGCCCAGAAGAUUAGAUGUUGGUUUUGUGAAUAUUGUCACUACUGGAUCAAUAUCCAACAAAGCUCCUCAAGGUGAAAUCAAUCAAGGAAAUGCGGGAUUGAAAGCAGGUGAAAGCACGAGUUCAUCGGAUCCAACCGCAGACAAGAACACAAACAAUUCCACAAACCCUGAAAUUUGCGAAUGCAAAAAGAGCAAAGAAGACUUCGUUCUUUGCACAGGCAGAGCCUGUACGAGGCUCCCCACAAAUCUGUUUGUUCCAGAUGGUCGCCUCAGGAUAAUGCGAACAAAUAUCACUGCCUUGACGAGCGAUAUGUUUGCAAAUUUGUCAAAUUUGGUUCACUUGGAUGUGCGGUCCAAUCCUCAACUGGCUGAGAUUCAACCCGGGUCCUUUGCCAAUUUGCAAUCCUUGACCAACUUGACACUUUCAUUCAAUAAGUUUGCCAAAUUAAGCCCCGAGUCUUUCAAAGGCUUGGUGAAUUUGCAGGAAGUGUUCCUGGUGCAGAAUGGGAUCAAAAGUUUGAAAGAUGUCGCUGCUGCCCUGAGACCAGCAAUUCUGCCAAACUUGUAUCAUGUUCAUUUGGGAGGCAAUGACUUUGGAAACAUUUUGGAAGGAGAUUUGGCACCUAUGGAAGGUUCUCCAAUCAAAGACAUUCAGCUGAUGUCCAGCAACAUCAAGUCCAUUCAGGCAAAUGUGCUACGGCCUUUGCAGCAGCUUGGAAGGCUAAGGCUCAGGGAAAAUAAUAUUUCUGCUUCAAAUCUAGUGAAUUUUGUCAAAUCUUUGCCAAGGUCUACAUAUGCUCUUGACGUGUCUGCUUGUGGACUGACUUCUGAGGACCUGGCUGCUCUUUUUAGUGCGCUUUCAGGCACUUCUGUUGCUGAACUUUGGUUGGUCAAGAAUAGUUUCCCAGUGGUGAAGAAAGGAAUGAUUACUGGCUGGCCAGGCUUGAAGAAGCUGAAUAUGAGAGAGCUUGGAGAAAACAAGUUCAAGAGCAUGCAGCGACUUGAGAAACUGCGUUUCAGAGGCAACAACUUGGGACACGUUGAAAAGGACACUUUCACUGGACUCGAAUCCCUGGUUUCUUUGGACCUGGAAUCCUGCAUGAUUUCAACAAUGGGUCCAGAACCUUUCUCCCACCUCAAGUCCUUGGAAACGCUAUUUUUGCAACGCAAUAACUUGACUUCAGUGUUUGACCCUUCGAACCCACCUCAAACCGGCAUUUUCAAGGGCCUGACUUCGUUGAAAACCCUGCGAGCGGAUAAUGCGAGGAUCGAGGCCAUUCAUAGAAAGUCUUUCAGUUCUUCUGACACGCCGAAUUUGCAGGCGAUUAAUCUGGAAGGGAAUCGAAUUGUGAGUUUCAGUGGUGGAGAAUUCACCGACUUGCGAGACUUGCAGAUUUUGGCACUGUCCAACAACCGAAUCACUGGCUGGAAUUCGCCGAUUUUUGGCGCAAAAGCCCCGAAGACACUGAACCUGAGGAACAACAAGAUCACUGUGCCAACCCAAGCCAUGUUACGAGAUUUCGCAGCUGUGCAAAGCUUCAAUUUGCGUGCGAAUCCUCUCAACUGCGACUGCGAAUUGCUGCCAUUUUUGGGCUGGGUUCGAGCCGAACCCAGGUACGCAAAACUCAAGUUAGACUGCGGUCAACCCCAGGAAUGGCGUGCAAAAUCCGUCUGGGAUUUCCACGCUGCUUCCGGAAAGUGUGACAAGGCCAACGAGACCGGAAGCAAAGACAGGAAGUUCAAAACCCGGGCCGGGUUCGGCAAAAGCUCUGCCAAUUCCAUCCCACAAGCUUCAUUAUUCCUCACUUCCGUCUUCCUUCUUUUUGUCCUCUUUUAACAAAAAAACAAAAACAUUCAGCAACGAAAAAACUGAACGAAACAAAAACAAAUAGUUGGGUUGCUUUUUUCCUGAAUCCGAAAGUCGUUUUGCGAUUUUUUUUUUCGGAUUGAUCUCGACCCGUGAUAAUUUUUCGCUAAUUUAUCUAAUCAACCCCGGAUGAGGACGAAGAACUGCUUCAUUUCCUUACUUUUUUUUUUUUAGUAUUUACCGAAAAUUUUCCUUCAGCUGAAAGAAAUUUCGUAAAACAUUUUGGUGGUGGAUCAAUUUACCUCCACUGAAGACAAUAAAACAUACAUUUUUGAUAAACA